Pipistrellus nathusii (Nathusius's pipistrelle) is the source of this 1830-nucleotide messenger RNA. The record is from the annotation of a GenBank genome assembly. Lineage: Eukaryota; Metazoa; Chordata; Mammalia; Chiroptera; Vespertilionidae.
AUGACCACCAUCCAGUCGGAGACUGACUGUUACGACAUCAUCGAGGUGCUGGGCAAGGGCACCUUCGGGGAGGUGGCCAAGGGCUGGCGGCGCAGCACGGGCGAGAUGGUGGCCAUCAAGAUCCUCAAGAACGACGCCUACCGUAGCCGCAUCAUCAAGAACGAGCUGAAGCUGCUGCGCUGCAUGCGGGGCCUGGACCCCGAGGAGGCCCACGUCAUCCGCUUCCUCGAGUUCUUCCACGACGCUCUCAAGUUCUACCUGGUGUUUGAGCUGCUGGAGCAAAACCUUUUUGAAUUUCAGAAGGAGAACAACUUUGCGCCUCUUCCCGCCCGCCACAUCCGCACGGUCACCCUGCAGGUGCUCAGAGCCCUGGCCCGGCUCAAGGAACUGGCCAUCAUCCAUGCCGAUCUCAAGCCUGAGAACAUCAUGCUGGUGGACCAGACGCGCUGCCCCUUCAGGGUCAAGGUGAUCGACUUCGGCUCGGCCAGCAUUUUCAGCGAGGUGCGCUACGUGAAGGAGCCGUACAUCCAGUCGCGCUUCUAUCGGGCCCCCGAGAUCCUGCUGGGACUGCCCUUUUGUGAGAAAGUGGACGUGUGGUCGCUGGGUUGUGUCAUGGCCGAGCUGCACCUGGGCUGGCCGCUCUACCCUGGCAAUAAUGAGUAUGACCAGGUGCGCUACAUCUGUGAGACGCAGGGCCUGCCCAAGCCCCACCUGCUGCACGCCGCUCGCAAGGCCCACCACUUCUUCAAGCGCAACCUCCACCCUGACGCCGCCAACCCCUGGCAGCUCAAGUCUUCGGCUGACUACCUGGCUGAGACCAAGGUACGCCCACUGGAGCGCCGCAAGUACAUGCUCAAGUCGCUGGACCAGAUUGAGACGGUGAACGGCGGCGGGGCGGCCGGGCGGCUAACCUUCCAGGACCGGGAGGCGCUGGCCGAGCACGCCGACCUCAAGAGCAUGGUGGAGCUGAUCAAGCGCAUGCUGACCUGGGAGUCGCACGAGCGCAUCAGCCCCAACGCGGCCCUGCGCCACCCCUUCGUGUCCAUGCAGCAGCUGCGCAGCGCCCACGAGGCCACGCGCUACUACCAGCUGUCGCUGCGCAGCUGCCGCCUCUCGCUGCAGGUGGAGGGCAAGCCUCCCGCGCCCGUGGUGGCCGCCUCGGAGGACGGGCCCCCCCCCUACUACCGCCUGGCCGAGGAGGAGGAGGCCGUGGGUCUGGGCGGCGUGGCGGGCAGCGGGCCCUUCUUCCGCGAGAAGGCCCCGGGCAUGCAGAAGGCCAUCGACCAGCUGGACGACCUGAGCCUGCAGGAGGCGGGCCACGGGCUGUGGGGCGAGGCCCCCAGUGCGCUGGCCCCACUCAAGGCGGCCGUGGCCGGCCUGCGGGUGCCGGACGCGGGCCCCGAGCCCAUCCUGGCCUUCUACGGCAGCCGUCUGGUCGGCCGCCAUAAGGCCCGCAAGCCGCCCACGGGCUCCAAGUCCGACUCCAACUUCAGCAACCUCAUCCGGCUGAGCCAGGCCUCGCCCGAGGACGAGGGGCCCUGCCGGGGCAGCGGCUGGGCCGAGGGCGAGCACCGCGGCGCCUCUGCCAAGCCGCCCACCAUCCCCAAGCGGGACGGGGACGGGCCCGACAUCAGGGACAUGGAUGCUGAGAGGCCGAGUCCUGAGCUCUUCGACCCCAGCACCUGUCCUGGAGAAUGGCUUAGCGAGCCUGACUGGACCCUGGAGGGCAUCAGGGGCCCACGGGCGCAGGGGCUCCCAACCCGUCAUACCCACCCGCAUGGUCCACCCCGGGCCGCCAGCUUUCUGCAGCAUGUGGGCGGGCAGCAUUGA